Metarhizium brunneum ARSEF 3297 is the source of this 510-nucleotide messenger RNA. RefSeq lists its product as uncharacterized. Lineage: Eukaryota; Fungi; Ascomycota; Sordariomycetes; Hypocreales; Clavicipitaceae. The record is from RefSeq and is a predicted model, not a curated record.
AUGCGCCAAGAUGUGUUGAAAUUCCAUCAUCUUCACGCCAUCGACGAUAAGACACUCUACGGAGCCACGUCUUACCAAGUCCGAGAUCACUUCCAGUCCUGGGUCCCAAAGAACCUUGAGGACCGUCUCCGGCCGGACGCUACUAACCCGCAGAACGACGUGGACUGGGUACACGCAACAUCCACGCCCAGAUACGAAUAUUGUCUCUUUGUGGAUGAUGUCUGCCUCGAGUCCGUGGACCAUCUCGGUGUCAACUCGCCAGUUGUGAAGCUUUUGCGCAAGAACUGGGAGUCCCCAUUACCCCCACAGGAGAGGAACUAUACAGUUCCCGCCCCGUUCCAUGAUGGUGCCACAGAGUACCACGAGGAAGAUGUGGGCUGGGUGUACAUGCCACUGCAGGAAUACCUUUACAAGUAUGACUUGCUCGGAAAAGGUGACUGGGAUGACCAGUAUGUGAGACCCCCUUACAUUGACGGAACCGAGGACGAGGGUGGAUUUGUAGGACAUUGA